Molecule: messenger RNA, 3249 nt
Organism: Toxoplasma gondii ME49
Lineage: Eukaryota; Apicomplexa; Conoidasida; Eucoccidiorida; Sarcocystidae
Product: DEAD/DEAH box helicase domain-containing protein
Exons: 6
Coding region: 1-3249 (1082 amino acids)
Molecular function (GO): RNA helicase activity; ATP binding; RNA binding
Source: RefSeq, a predicted model, not a curated record
AUGGAAGCACACGCUGUGCGGCAUCUUUGCAGCGUGUGCGGAGGCAUUCGAUUUCUUCCGACUCUCGGGGGAUCAAGGACGCCCCAGUUGGCCCUAUCCUGUCGCGACGCAGAACCCUCGCCUCGUUCUUCAUCAGCUCUCAGUUUCUUUCCGGUUUUCCCUAAACCAAGUUCAGGCUUUUCGACCUUCCGAGGUCCGGUUCUAGCCCCGUUAAAGCGGCAUACUAGCAGACAACUCAGAGAAAGCCCGCUGUCGCAGACGAGACGCGACCGGAACAGCGUCCAGCCCUCACCGUGCUCAAGGCCUUCAAGAACGUCUUGGGUUACCGUCUGUUCUCCUGGCCAACCUUCUCCGUCUUCACACUCUCCUGCUUCUCCAUCUUUUUCUCCUGCCGCUGCUUCCGCCUCUGCAACUGCUAACCGUGAAAAAGGCGACACUAGCGCGUUUGGGUCAUGGUCGGCAGAGAUCCUGGCACGAGCGAAAAGGAGAGAGAGAAGAAACGAGGUGGGGAGCGACGGGGCCGGGAGAGACAGAGGCGAUUCGAGAGUGAUGAUUACGAAGAGUGACAGAGACUCUCGCAUUCGGGUCGAGGAGAGCUACAAUGCUGCUUCGCUCUCCGCUUCUCCCGAGUCAUCACACUCCCGAGAACGGAGCCUCCCUCCGUCUCCCAAACAGCCUGACACUCUUUUGAAGGACGAUACAAGGGAAGAAAACGUGGACGAGAGCGCAAGCAAGGCAGAGGGUACACCGGAUACACGUGGGCAAAGCACCGAAAAAAACAAACGUUUGAGGCACUCUGACAGGGCAGAAAUCGAAGGUGGGGAGGGAUUACUUUCUCCCACAAUGGCAGCCAGGCUUCGUGCCCUUGGUGUGGCGUCUCUCUUUCAAGUGCAACGCCAGAUGCUCCGACACUUGCUUCAGGAAGAGAUCGACAACGCGCUCGUUUUGUCUCCGACAGGGACGGGAAAGACCCUCUCAUUUCUUCUUCCGCUUCUUCAGCGCAUUGAGGGGGAGCGCUGGCCGCGCACUGAGCCUGUGUUAAUCGUGGCGCCAACCCGCGAACUGGCAGAGCAAAUUGCUUUCGAGGCAUGGAGGUUACGAACGUCGCAGUCGACGGAGAUUGCGCUGGUCUUCGGGUCAUCUGCAUUCUCCUCUGCCUCGGCUGACGCUUCUUCCUCGCUUCAUCGCCUCCGCGAGGCUGAGGAGUCGUUUCUGCUGCGUUCAGGCGCGCACGUGGUAGUCGGCACGCCAGGGCGGCUGCGCGAGUUGAUUGAAAAGACGGUUUUGCUGCACACGGACCAGCAGAAGUUUGUCAUUCUCGACGAAGCAGAUAAGCUGCUCAGUCGCGGUCUCGAGGCGGACGUCGUGGCCAUCCUCCGCGCCACACAAAACCCAGACCGGCGCAUCUUCGCCUUCUCUGCCACCUUCCCGAAGUGGCUAAGAGACAGCCUGGCGAGGCUGCCUGAGUAUGACCGGAGAAACGAGGAGGCCACAAAACGCAGAGACGGAGACGCGGAGGCCGAGGAGGCGCUUCUCCAGGGUCAAGGGGAACUAAAGCCUCUCGCAUCUCUAGGAAAUCACGUUUCGGUGUCUUCCAUGCGGAUUAUUGACUUGUGCAACUCCUCACCGUUCUCGUCGCUUACGGAGAACCCCAAGAAAUCCGCUGCAUUUUUGGCUGCGACCGUGCCGGCUUCUUCGUCCACCAUUUCAGAUCCGCUUUUUGCCUCUUCAGAGGAGGACCCUGCUCGCCAAUCAAACAUCACACACAUGGUCUGUCGUCUCCCACGCCAACAGCCCAAACGCAUUCGCGCCCUUCUCUUUCUUCUAAAAGCGCGCCUCCUUGAUCCCCACCCCGACUUGCGGGGUAUCAUCUUUUGCAAUUCGCGCCAGCAGGCGAGCCUCCUAGCGUACCACCCGCUCUUGGAACCUGUGGCCAAGCCCCUGCAUGCAGACAUGAUUCAAAGUCAACGCUCGGCCACACUUAAGGCCUUUGUGCGAGGUGAUUUCCCAAUUUUGAUUGCCACUGACCUGGCCGCAAGAGGGCUCGAUCUCCCACGUGUCGGUCUAGUGGUUCAUUACGGUGUACCCCAGAGCGCGGAAGUGUAUGUACACCGUGCUGGCCGCACGGGCAGACCGCAGCGUCUCUCCGAACGGCGGCACCGAUCUGAGACUGAAGCGGAGCCCGAAAUUGGAGAAUUAAGGGCGGAAGAAGCGGGAGAAGGGAAUGCGAAUGUGUGCAGUAAGCGAGGCACAGAAACGACUAGGGUUGUGGAUGACGCGUCAGCGUCGACAGCUCGAGGCGACGAAGCACGUGCUUGGACGGCGACGAUCGGGAGACAAAGGGGGAAGGAAAGACGUAAUUUGAGAGGUCAUGAAAGCGACGAAGAAGGCGAGCAAGAGACACCCGCUGGGGGGGUGUUUGUACAGCAUGGCGAGUCGAUUCUGCUCCUGGACCGCGGCCAGCAGCAGGGUUUGCUUCUUAGGAAAUUCGAGAACACUAUCAAAGCUCGAUUCCGAGAGCUAGAUGCGCCUGAUGAAGAGACCAUGGUUCAACAUUCACUCCGGGAGAUUGAAUCUCAACUUCUUUCACCUCAAGUUGUUCCCCUUCUUUCCCCUUUUCUUCCAUUUUCAUCUACGCAUUUAUCCGUCCACGGCCCGCGACUCCUCGCGGCAGCCCUCGCCCUUCUUUUGCAGCGCCAGCAGAGAAUUACCUGGCGUUCUGCAUUAUCUGGACGCUUUAACUUCACUCCACUUCUCUUCCACGAUCCGUUUUAUCAGGAGUUCAAACGGAAAGAAGACCUCCUCGCGCUCUUGCGCCAGGUACUACCGCGCAGCUUCUCGCCUGCUUCGAAUAUAGGCCGAAUCGCUUACUGCCGGAAAGGCCUACUGGUUGACUUGCCCUCUGGCGCGGCCCGCGCGGUCUUGGCGAGUGAAGAACUGAAACGGCGGAAGAUCAAAGUCACUUUUGCCGCGACGCUUCCCCAUGUCGUUGGAGAUGAACUUCGCGCGAGAGUGGAGAGAACUCGACUACAACGAGACCCGGAGAAAGUGAUCCAGCAACUCCAAAAGCGGAUUCACAACGCCCGGUCGAAGCGAGCCAGGAUCCGAGUGUCAAAGCAACUCGCGCGUCAUCGUGAACGUCAAGACCUGUCGCGCCUUUACGAGGCCAAUCGGAGAAACAGUUUUUUUCGGUCCAGAUCGACGUCUUCGGAGCACGCCAGUUCCAAGAAACAAACUGUGCAUACUUGA